Molecule: messenger RNA, 3326 nt
Organism: Magallana angulata
Lineage: Eukaryota; Metazoa; Mollusca; Bivalvia; Ostreida; Ostreidae
Exons: 9
Coding region: 102-3326 (1074 amino acids)
Biological process (GO): regulation of transcription by RNA polymerase II
Cellular component (GO): PRC1 complex
Source: RefSeq, a predicted model, not a curated record
CCGUGUUGGUUUUUCAAUUAGAUGUAGACACAAACAAAGCAGGGAUGGGAGGAUCCUUCGAUGUUUUUUAACAGUUUUUCUUAAGCAGAUAAUCUGUAAACAUGAUGGAAAAGAAGGUAAAGCUGAAGACGGUGAACCCUCACAUCUGCUGUACUUUGUGUAAGGGAUACCUCGUAGAAGCCACCACCAUCACAGAAUGUCUCCACACAUUUUGUAAAAGUUGCAUCGUUGGAUAUUUGAAAAAGGAAAAAAAUUGUCCAAAAUGUGACAUUCUUAUUCAUCAAAGUCACCCCUUGAAUUACAUCAGCCAUGACAGAACUAUGCAAGAUAUUGUGUACAAACUGGUUCCAAAUCUUCAAGAAAAAGAAAAGAAAAGGCGUCAAGAAUUUGCAUCCAAGCAUGGUCUUUCAGAGGAAGUAAAAGAAGAACCACCUUGCCAGUCUAAUGAAAAAGAAAAGGAAGAUGAAGGAGCAGACAAGGAUUACCACAGGAACGACGAACAGGUGAACCUCUGUCUGGAGUGUAAAGGGAACCUGAAGCACCUCAAGAAGAAGUACCUCAGAAUCUCCUCACAGGCCACCAUUUGUCACCUCAAGAAAUUCCUCGCUCUCAAGGUCUUCAACGAUAUCUCCAAAUAUGGAGACGUAGAAAUAUUGUGCAAUGAUGAACUUUUAGGAAAAAGUCACACCCUCAAAUUUGUGGCUGUCACAAGAUGGAGAGUUAAGGAACGCAAUAAAGGCAAUGACGUCACAAUAGCUUACCUUGAAUUUCGGGUAUUGCUACCCAGCGGUGGAAAUGUCGAAAUGACAGAAGGAAAGAAAGUUGUUAAGAAAUCGGCGUUGAAGACGCCGAGGCUGAGAUCAGUGAUUCAAAAAGGAGACACGGCGGGCAAGGUUAGCAACGUGAUUGGCAAGUGGAAAAUGAAAGCCAACAAAAGCAAGGAAACCCUACUGGUGCCUGUUGAGGAGGUCAAGAUCCCGUCGGCCAUGAGGAACUUGCAUCACCUUAAAAUUCGAAGGGAAGAUCUGGACAGAGUAAGACAGAACAGCAAUCCCGUAAAAGCACGGCGAUUGCCGCCUCGUCUGCAACAAGUUGUAGUUCGUCGAACAAAGAAAACCGACCAAAAUGUUGUCACUUACGCAGUGUUGAAGCCAGCCAAUGAGGACUUUGUUCUUCCGCCUGUUGAUGUAACUAACUACGCGGGGCCAAGAUUUGACUGCGAAGGAAAUUUCAUUUCAUAUAGCAUUCUCGGAAGUCUGUCGGAAUUCAAAAGGGUCGCAAAGGAGCGCGGGGAAUUCAAUGAACUUUUUGUUGCUGAAAACGCAAAAACGGCUACAUCGAUGAAAAAAGUAGGCGAACAACAGUGUUCUUCGUUGAAACUUUGGAAAGAUAGGAUAAAUGAGUGGAAUGAAAUUCACAGAACCUUGUCACAAAGGUCUAAAAGACCAGUGGAGGAUUUACUUAUGAGAACACCCAACGAAUAUCCGGAAAUCGUAAAUCAACGCGCAGUUAUUGAAAUGGCCUUGGAAACAUCAUGCGGUUGUGAUCAAAAGAGAGAAAAUGCUAAUUUUUUCAAGCUACGCAAUACGAUUGGCAAAGGCGAUUGCUCAGUCUUCUCCACGCUCGGCAAGUCGGUAACAAAUGAAUACACUCCUGUAGAGAUCUUUCAAGUCCCUGACGUCAUUGACCAGGAGAAAGGGUCGGACACGCCGUCACUCCGUAGAGGUUAUCCCGUCUACCACACACCAUAUCUACAGACCAGGGCGUCAGAGAUUCAGGAGAGCACCCACAUGUUCAUUCCUCAGGCGCAGCAGCUUAAACAGCUGCAAGUUGUUGGAGUAUCCUUUUCAAAGCAGAUGGGUCAGGAAAGGUUAAUCAAAAAACUCGAAUCCUCUAUCGUUGAACCUGUAGAAUCUCAGAAUGGGGUUAAGACUGGACAACAAGAUGUUGGAUCGAAAUACCCGAUAGGUUUCACUGGACCUGCUCUCAUGGUUGGAAAUCAGCUGAUCAAAUGGGAGGGUCACGGACUAUCUCAACAAGGUCAAAUUGGAAUUAAAACUUUCAUCGUGUUUGAUGGAAAUCAAAACGAGUGUCUACACAAUAGGAUACGGCUAGAGAACGUGGGCACCACGCGACUGGUUUACGAUUUGACAAGAGCGCCGGUUCGAAAUUCUUUUGACAUCCCUAGAUCGAAGGAAAAGCGGUUCUUCUUACUAUCAGAAGGGGGAGUUCUAGCUGCCAGUGAAAGUCUGAUGCUACCAGUUAUUUGCAAGUCAAAAACUCCCGGGAUCUUUCAAGAAUCGUGGGCUAUAAAAACUUCACCAGUUUUAGGUUGUGGGUCGGACAUCAUUGUAAAUUUUAAAGCCAUUAUUCAUAGUACAGAGAACUAUACGCAGAAAUUUGCUAUAAUUGAAGAGAAACUUUUGCAAAACAAAGCGAUGACAAUUGUGAGGGAAGUUGUUAGCAGACUAGUGGAUAGUAUUUGUUCUCCAGACCCUCCCGCAACGCCUACAUCUGAGUUCAUUUCAGAAGAAGAACAGUUCAACGCCGAGAAUCAAGGGCUAUUGUACCACAGCACCACAAUUCGCGCAAUGGAAAAUUACCACAGUUUCCUGAUAGAAAAUAUUCCGGUCAUUCCUGAACAAUACCGGGAAUUCUCGUUGUCAAAUCUUAGAAAGUCCAUUAUCAUAAUGACCGAUAUCGAGGAAGGGGAAUUAGACAACCCGUCACCACUAAUUGCUGAAAUGGAUGAGGACUGGGAUUUCACUAAACGCCGACUACUGUGGCGGUAUCUAAGACAAGUGAACAAGCUGGGCUGUGUGUGGCCUGAACCUUCACAAAAUCUCGGGGACAUCACGUUCAGAGGUUGUCGCGCUGUUCUUGCUUCGAUAUUUGAUCGUUUUAGCGAUCGCUCAACAAGCAUGGCCGUCUUUCUUAACCUUCCCAUGAAAUCUAAUAAAGACCAAGUUGAGAAAACGGUCGACAAGAAAAAUAAUCACAAGGGAGGUAAACAGAGGAGCAAUCAAGUUGUCUCUAAAGUAAAGAAAGGGAAGGACGCGCCGUCUCCAAUGAGAGCGAGAACUCCCACCCAAACACCGUCAAUCGUCCGGAAGUCAGCCGUCAGCCCCUCAAUGGACGACCAGCCUGAUGAUGUCAUGGAAAGUUUCAUCCCGGUCCCCAAAGAAAGUGAACAUGAGAAAGAAAAGUUGAACUUUUACAGCGGCAAACUGCAACAGAUAAUAGAUGAGGCACAAGCUUGUAUACUACAUCCUGCAGAGUACGGUCUGGUCGAAGAUGAAGAAGAGGCUGAGUCUCAUGAACUUUGA